CUCGGUACUACGUAAUAUAUUUGGUAAUGCAAUGGCUUGUACAGUUUGAGUCCCCCGCACGAAAUCAUCAUACCAAAUAUGUCCAACUUCAAGUGCAACCGAUGGCAUUUUUAAUCAUCUUCCAAUGUUUUCGAACUUUGGCACUUAGAAAUCUUCACUCUGAAUCUCGAGUCUCACCCGCUCUUUUAGGAAGCGGAAGAUUGCAAUCAUUUUAAAAUCUGCAAGAAGCAGCCAUUAAUUCACGAUUUCGAACCUUUAAUACAGGAUGUUUUCGUUUUAGCACAUUGGAGCUGUGUGUACCGACUUCUUCUUUUGAAAGCUUCUUUAUCCCUAUUAGCAGUUGGUUUCAGCUGUAUGGACGGUCGAAAUAGUAUUGCUCGAGAGCCAAGCCCACCAUCCACGGGAAAUGAUGCUUCUGUUAGCAAUGACCAUGUUUUCCCUCAACUCUUCACUUCCUUGCCAAGGCUUAAUGAAGCAGCAUCUUAUCUUGCAGAAACAACUUCUCUGUUGACAAGUUGUCUCCCUGAUAUUUCCGGCUUGGGUGUUGGAAGCUCUGAUGGACAUAAAGUGGUGGCAUUUGGUUCUAGAAAAUCUGCAGGAACUGGUUGCAGCAUGGCAUUGCCAUCUUCAGAAUCAUCUCAUGAAGCAAUUUAUGCUCCACUCGUGCAUGAAGAAAUAACUAGGAGUUCAUCUGAAUCAGAAACCGAGCCAUUGUUAGAUUCUAGUGAAAUUCUUCCAUCAGUGCAGUCAAAUCGAAAUGGGGUGUCUGUUUUCCAAGGUCUUAUUGAAAGAGUACAGAGGACAGUUCGUGGCUCGGCUGAUGAUAUUGGAUGGAUGCAACGCUAUCCAGAAAUGCCUCCUGUCGAAGAUGGGACUCUUCGGUGUUUGGAGAUUAUCGAUGCUAUUAGGCAUGGUGUGCACAGGUUGCCAAACUCAGUGGUAUAUUUGCUGGUACCAGGCCUUUUCAGCAACCAUGGACCACUUUACUUUGUUAAUACAAAAACAAGUUUCUCGAAAAUGGGGCUAACUUGUCAUAUUGCUAAAAUUCACAGUGAGGCCUCUGUUGAGAAAAAUGCCAGAGAGAUAAAAGACUAUAUUGAGGAAAUGUUCUGGGGCUCCGGGAAACAAGUUAUGCUUCUUGGACACAGCAAAGGGGGGAUAGAUGCUGCUGCUGCUCUAUCCAUACAUUGGACUGAUUUGAAAGAUAAGGUUGCAGGGUUGGUGUUUGCUCAGAGUCCAUAUGGUGGUAGUCCUAUUGCUUCAGACAUACUGCGACAAGGGCAGCUUGGUGAUUAUGUUAAUGUCCGCAAACUUAUGGAGAUCCUCAUCUGUAGAGUAAUCAAGGGAGACUUGCAAGCACUAGAAGACUUGACAUAUGAAAAGAGGAAGGAAUUCUUGAAGAAACACCCACUGCCAAGAGAACUCCCGACCGUCUCUUUCCACACAGAGGCCGGCAUAUCUCCUGCAGUUUUGGCCUCACUAUCCCGCGUUGCACAUGCGGAAUUGCCUACAUUUUCUAUGGGCAGCCAGUCUGCAACACUUCCAGUGGUGAUGCCGCUCGGUGCUGCAAUGGCAGCUUGUGCCCAGCUGCUUCAGAUCAGGUACGGUGAGAAGAGUGAUGGGCUUGUGACUUGCCGUGAUGCAGAAGUUCCAGGUUCUGUUGUUGUAAGGCCAAAACGUAAACUUGACCAUGCUUGGAUGGUGUAUUCAUCACUCAAUGAUGACCCGUCAUCAUCUGAAGCAGAUGCUUCUCAGGUUUGUGAAGCCCUUCUUACGUUACUGGUGGAGGUUGGACUGAGAAAAAGGCAGGAACUAGCAAAUAAGGAUGAAUGAAGAAGCAUGUGCACAUAAUGGUGGUCCUCUUCAACUGCAUGCCUUUGUUUUUGGAAAUUAUAUACAAACUACUAGAUUCACUUUUAUUCACGAGACUACUAUUAGAAUGCUCCCGGGCUUAAGAGUUAGAAUUUUGUCGUGGAUGCUUCUCCGAUGCCCCCAAGUCCUAACACUCUCAGAAGUUGGGACAAAUGUAGAUAAGCUCCGGAUGCUCUACUUUUGAGGUCAAGUUUGAACUGGAGUUCUUGAUACUGAGAUGGUAUGAACUUCAAUCCUGUGUAACAGUUGGACUUCAUUGAGAUUAUACUUUACAUAUAUUUUUAUCGAUAAUAAGAGCAAUUGCUAUACUGUGGGAGCAGCCAAUGGUAAGCAUGUUGCUCUCACAGGAAAAAGCGCGUGAACAACAAUUUUUUUUUCAUUGUUCAGGAGCGCAAUGAUGUAACUCGUGUGUAAAGAAAUGUAACCCACGUUGAAAAGAAAUGCAACUCCAGACAAGUCAAAAUGCAACUUAUCUAAUACGAA
Cuscuta europaea is the source of this 2355-nucleotide messenger RNA. Lineage: Eukaryota; Viridiplantae; Streptophyta; Magnoliopsida; Solanales; Convolvulaceae. The record is from the annotation of a GenBank genome assembly.